AUGAUGGAGCAUACUCAGGACUUGACAUUCAUUCUUUUCUCUAAUAAGAAUACCGUCCGACAGCAAGGUCUCUUAGACUCCAAAGCCAGGUCACACGCUGCGAAGGAAGGUUGGAAGGCCUCUCACCGGAGAAGGAAAGAAGGAUCUGAGCCGCAUCAACCGGUGCACCACAGCGCGCUGAAAGUCAGCAACCUACCAGCCCAUCAUACACUGCCAGCCUUCAAUGUUGCUCCAGUCUACGACCCAUGGUUGAUGUCCCUGGGUUACCGCGUUGACCCAUUCUGCUGCAUCCCUGGCAGUCAACACCCAUUCGCACGCACUGCGCUGGACUUCUUUGUCGACUAUAUCUACAAGAUGCAGACCGCGUGCAACUACGCCUUUGGGAUCGUCAACUUCUGGACCAAGCAUGGUAUGCCCAUGAUGGCCCAUAAUGCAGCAUUAUUUCACGCUACUCUGGCCCUGCUCACCUUUGCACAUCAGUACCUCUACAGAUCCAACUCGACCGGUAUGCAGGAGCAGAUACUCCACCAUCAGGAUCUGGCGAUACGGGAGCUUCGACGUCGUCUACUCACCGAGGAAGAUCCGGUGGGGGACGAUGGGUCGAUCUUGACAAUGUUCAUGCUCUGCUCACUGGACAAGAGCAUGGGCGACAUGGAGACUUGUGAUAUACAUUACAGACAAGCUACUAGAAUGAUCGAAUGUCGAGGGGGCAUGGGAUCCCUUGACAAAAGCAGUGGGCUGUACGCUGUGCUGAGUCAAUUCACAGAUCUAUCGCCCAACAGUUUUGAGCACAUCCUUCCGGUUGAGGCUCUACGGGAGUCUAUCCGUUUUGGCGACGAACUCGAGAUGGCUUGCAAACCGCCGUCUGACCUGGUUGAAGGCCUCCCUGUCGGGUUUCGCGCACUCGCUAGAAGGGGUGCGAUCUCUGCCAAGACCUGUAAGGCGAUCAUCAGAAUGGGCCGCCAACUCAACGACCCAUCUAUAGUGCAGCAAGCCUCGACCGCUGGGGGAGAAGUCGCGACGUGGUCCCAGAGCUGGCCCGACUUUUCCGACAAGAGUGUUUGUCUUCUGGAGAGGCUGAUCUGCCUGGCUCUGGUCCGAUACAUUGCUAAUGUCUCAACGCGUAUUCGCGCUGGGUGCUGCCCGUACGAAGAUUUGGCCUUGUCGCUGACCAACACGAUCCCGAGCAUCACAGUGCCGGAGGGCAGACUGGAGCGAGAAGCUCUGUCGUGGAUCUGGCUCGUCACCGUAGAUGCAUGGAGCGUGGGCAUGGAGUGGCGAAGACGCAGACAUGUACUGCAAGACCGCGGACUGGAGUUGUUCGAACAGAUGCUGGACCGCUUCCCGGAGAUGUGGUGUUGGCGAAUCGAAGACUUCGAGUUGCUUGGAAACAAGUACUUCUGGCGCAAGGAUAUGGGCAAAUGGCUGGAGUCCGCCCUAGCCAGUGUUCGACCGGACGACGUGCAUUCGCGUCCCUCUCACCUAGCCUCUUCGCACCCGGAAGUUUUGAGCCAGGAAGUCAGAUCUGCCCCGAACCCUAACGGCAAAGCGCCGAUUCUGUGCCCGCCAAACUUUGUCCUCCCGCCGAGCCGGGUAUCCUGGCAGGAUCACUUCGUUCACAAGUUCGUCUACCCUGAGUCGUAUGAGUUCAGUGGAUAUGACCGCUAUGAGCCCAGGCAUAAAUGUACCAUUCCAGCUGAACAUCACGACGGGAUUCCGUUGACCGUACGUCGACCGACUUGUGGUUGA
Messenger RNA from Cyphellophora attinorum, 1749 nucleotides. RefSeq lists its product as uncharacterized. Bases 1 to 1749 code for a protein of 582 amino acids. The transcript has 2 exons. The record is from RefSeq and is a predicted model, not a curated record. Lineage: Eukaryota; Fungi; Ascomycota; Eurotiomycetes; Chaetothyriales; Cyphellophoraceae.